CCAAAUGCGAAUGCGAUUUUGGGGAAAUUUAUCUGAAGCUCCCCAAUGCGCAGGUUUACAAGAUCCAAAGACACCGGCAACAAUGGCCACCACGGCACGGCAUUUAUGUCGGUCAUUGUUUCAGGUCAGUCGACAAAUACCCGUGAAGCGAAAAUGUCAAGCAGCACAGUCGCAGCUCUUCACGCGACGGCAUCGAGUCACAAGCACGAGCACCCAAUUUCGACAACUCUCGACGACUUUGCCGCGCCGGGCAGACAAAGACCGAAGGAUCAGUGCCUUUGACCAGGACGGAGAUGGUGAGGAAGAUGAUGAAGGCUUGGACCUCAGUCGACCUCCCGAGGGCGGCUACAAAAUCCCCUCUACACCCAUCACCCUUGCCGACCUAGACCCCGACGAACUCGCCGAUUUCCAAAUGCUCUCGCCCAAGGACCAAGAGUCGUACCUGGCCUUGCAGAAUCACUACGCGGCCGAAUUCGAAGAAGCUGGAAUCAACUUCAACGCCGAUCCCAACGCCCAAGACCCCUUGAUGGAGAAACUUGUCGACAGCGUAGACCGAGAAAUCGGCAAGGAAGUCGAACCCUUGGAUUUCCCCGACGUCCCGUUGAAAGGCAAUGAAGUGGGCUUCUGGGCGUUGGAUGAAGAGGACGACGAAUUCACGCAAGUGGAAGACGGCGAUGAGGAGUGGGACGAGAGUGCUAUUUCGAGUGUUGCGCAUAACGAGUUGGACCUACACCGAGAGGUCCGGGAAUACACACGGGUCAUUGCCUGGGAUAUGCCCUUAUUACAGCAGUUCGCAAAACCGUUCACACCCCCUACGGAGGCUACGCCCCUCCGUUUCCGCUACACUACGUACAUGGGCGAAUACCACCCAGCUGCCCGUAAAGUGGUUGUACAAUUCUGCUCGAAAGACCUCCCCAAUCUCACCGAGAAACAGCGGAUUAAACUCCUCAAACUCGUCGGCCCGCGCUACAACCCAGAUACGGACGUGAUCAAGAUGUCGUGCGAAACCUUUGAGGCGCCCGCGCAGAACAAGCGUUAUCUGGGAGAUCUGGUCAAGAAGGUACUGGACGAAGCGCGCAACGGGAAGGAUACGUUUGAAGACAUCCCACUCGACUUGAGACAUCACAAGCCGCAAAAGAAAAUCGAGUUUCCUGAGAACUGGAAGUUGAAGCCCUCUAGGGUCAAGGAGCUAUUGAUCGCGAGACAGGAGCAGAAGCUGCUGGGCGAGGGUCAGACGGCACAGCAAUCCCCGGUACUCGAUGGCAAGGAAUUAGUGCACGAGUAUGUUCGGGCGUUGGGAAGACCAGCGCCCUUGAGACCAUAGCGGUCUUUGUAAAACUAGGGAUACAAAAUAGAUCUCAACGGAACAUUUGCAAAACACUGUAAAGGGAAGGUCUGGGCCUUUGACGUGAAGUCUUUCAUUUGUUUGUUCAUUCCGACUAUCCCCCCCUCUCGAUCGUCCUCUCGAU
Molecule: messenger RNA, 1469 nt
Organism: Cladophialophora immunda
Lineage: Eukaryota; Fungi; Ascomycota; Eurotiomycetes; Chaetothyriales; Herpotrichiellaceae
Exons: 2
Coding region: 5-1324 (439 amino acids)
Biological process (GO): mitochondrial translation
Cellular component (GO): mitochondrial small ribosomal subunit
Molecular function (GO): structural constituent of ribosome
Source: RefSeq, a predicted model, not a curated record